AAUCUAGAACCUAAUUUCAAUCUUUUGUCAGAAUCUGUAGAUCUAGAUAGAUCUAGAAAUCUAGAUUUAUAUAUUUAUACUACUAUUCUAGAUCUAGAACAUCUAUCUAGAUCUAGACUAGAAUCUUCCUGAAUUUCAUUAGGCCUACAUGUCGUACAUGAUCACUUACACUAGGAGUAAUCAAAUGGCUACAGCAAUGCAACAGUCCAGAGAAGAACAGAAAGGACACACAGCAGAAGAAGAGACUUUUGGACCAAUGCCAUUAGCUAAACUGGAGGGCAAUGGCAUCAGUGCUGGGGACAUUAAAAAGCUAGAAGAAGCAGGUUUCUUUACUGUAGAGUCUGUAGCAUUUGCCCCUAAGAAGAUGUUGUUGUCAAUUAAAGGAAUCAGUGAAGUUAAAGCUGAUAAAAUUGUUGCAGAAGCUGCAAAACUUGUUCCAAUGGGCUUUACAACUGCUACAGAAUUCCAUCAGAAACGAUCAGAAAUAAUUCAGUUGACUACUGGCUCCAAAGAACUUGAUAAAUUGUUGCAAGGUGGCAUUGAAACAGGAUCAAUUACAGAAAUUUUUGGGGAAUUCCGUACUGGGAAAACUCAGCUUUGUCAUACACUGGCUGUGACAUGUCAGCUUCCGAUUGACAUGGGGGGAGGUGAAGGUAAAGCUAUGUAUAUUGAUACAGAGGGAACAUUUAGACCAGAAAGACUACUAGCUGUUGCAGACAGGUAUGGUUUAUCUGGCAGUGAUGUACUUGACAAUGUGGCAUAUGCUCGGGCAUAUAACAGUGAUCAUCAGAGCCAGCUUUUAAUUCAAGCAGCAGCCAUGAUGGCAGAGUCUCGCUAUGCCUUGUUGAUUGUGGACAGCGCAACUGCUUUAUAUAGAACAGACUAUGCUGGAAGGGGAGAAUUAUCGGCAAGACAGAUGCAUUUGGCUAGAUUUUUACGAAUGCUUCUACGUUUAGCGGAUGAGUUUGGUGUAGCAGUAGUGAUAACCAACCAAGUUGUGGCCCAGGUAGAUGGGGCAGCAAUGUUUGCUGCUGACCCAAAGAAACCCAUAGGUGGCAACAUAAUUGCUCAUGCUUCAACCACCAGGUUAUCAUUAAGAAAAGGACGUGGUGAAACAAGAAUAUGUAAAAUCUAUGACUCUCCUUGUUUACCUGAGGCAGAAGCCAUGUUUGCCAUCAACGCUGAUGGAAUCGGAGAUGCUAAAGAAUAGAAGUUUUCAGUGAAUAUAAACCAGCAAAACUCCUGGUAUUGGUUUAAGCUUUUUAAAAAUGUUCCUCUUAACAUGCAAGAACUAAACUACACAUUUUAUAAUGCUCUCAUGUUGGGUAUUAAAUGGUGAGUUUUCUUUUUCAAAAAAUACUCUGUGUUGAAAUGCUUGAUUUGUGUAAAUAAAAAGUAUUUAC
Molecule: messenger RNA, 1403 nt
Organism: Physella acuta
Lineage: Eukaryota; Metazoa; Mollusca; Gastropoda; Physidae
Product: DNA repair protein RAD51 homolog 1
Biological process (GO): reciprocal meiotic recombination; DNA recombinase assembly; DNA strand invasion
Cellular component (GO): condensed nuclear chromosome
Molecular function (GO): ATP binding; double-stranded DNA binding; DNA strand exchange activity
Source: RefSeq, a predicted model, not a curated record